CAGAAUUUCGCGAGCGCACUGCAGCUGAGCACAGCGCUGGGUGUGGAUGCACAAGUAGAAGCCGUCCUCAUGGCUCGAAUUGGAUUAUGCCAGGCACGGCAAGAAGAGCUGGCCAAGGCUUCGGGGAUGUUCUCUGUGGCGGUUCCCAUGCUGCAGGAAUUUUACUGGAAGCCAAGGACAGCAGAUGAUGUGAAAUUUGAUCUCUGGAACGCGUGGAUGGAGGAUGCAAGGGUGAUGGAACAGAUGG
Molecule: messenger RNA, 247 nt
Organism: Symbiodinium pilosum
Lineage: Eukaryota; Dinophyceae; Suessiales; Symbiodiniaceae
Source: the annotation of a GenBank genome assembly